Molecule: messenger RNA, 2938 nt
Organism: Hippocampus comes (tiger tail seahorse)
Lineage: Eukaryota; Metazoa; Chordata; Actinopteri; Syngnathiformes; Syngnathidae
Gene: slc17a8
Product: solute carrier family 17 member 8
Exons: 13
Coding region: 776-2527 (583 amino acids)
Biological process (GO): synaptic transmission, glutamatergic; regulation of synapse structure or activity; transmembrane transport
Cellular component (GO): excitatory synapse; synaptic vesicle membrane
Molecular function (GO): neurotransmitter transmembrane transporter activity; L-glutamate transmembrane transporter activity
Source: RefSeq, a predicted model, not a curated record
UUAAAACCGUACCAAGUGGCUGGCUACCCGCUCUCACCAAUAGUUGGGAUAGGCUCCAGGUCACCCGUGACCCUUGAGAGGAUAAGCGCAACAGAAGAUGGAUGAAUAUUAAGAGGUGUGUUUGCCCUGAUGGUCAUGUCAUCAAAACAAUUUUUCUCAAAGCGAUGUGUUGGCAUACCAACGGCACAUUUGAGUAAGUGACCUCUUGACGUUUGAACAUCCCUAAUAUCAAAACAUUAUGGAGGGAAAUCAGUGCAAUCAAUUUAAUAAGGACCGUAGCAAAUAAUACAAUUGCUAUUUGUGCACAUAUGCCUUUGUCUCGCCUCAAUGCAAGUUGUCAGGCUCAUGCUUCUUUCAUUGUUCACCUGACUGGCUGAGAUCAGAUGAACCUGCCGGGAUGACGCUUGAGGCAAGAUGAUGGUGACGCUAAAGAGGAUGAGGGCGUAGUAAGCGAGCCACAAGACCUGCCCCUCCUUUCUGGGAGUAUAUGACAUGGAGAGGUAUCUCAAAGUCCUCCUGCCAAAUGGAACUUUUCGGAGUUGAAACUGGCAUUAAGGGAUACACCAACACUGCCAACUCCUCCCUCCGCCUCUCUGACAACCACUAAAUCACUGGACAGCGUGGUUGGGUAACGGGCAUUUUAUCCUUGACACUACUCUAAGGUGGAUACAACUUCUUGGGCCAGAAGCUUACCAAGAAUGGGCAUCAUCUAGUGGAUUUUUGACGGGCAGAAGUAUCAAGACACAUUUGAAAUCAAGAAGGUAAAGACACCAACAUGUCUUUGGGAGCCUUGAGGGAGAAGAUGCUAAAGUCUGAGACAGCAGAAGUGAAGUCAACAGUGGUCAACUCUUUGGGGAAACUGCAAAGGAAACUCGAUGGCAGCAAUGUAGAAGAGGAAAGACACUUUGAACUGACAGAGGAUGGGCGUCCGGUGGCCUCCACAUCUCGUUCCGCUCCACUGCUGGAUUGUAGCUGUGGCGGUCUGCCCAAGCGUUACAUCAUCGCCAUCCUCAGUGGUCUGGGCUUCUGCAUCUCUUUUGGCAUCCGUUGUAACCUCGGUGUUGCAAUUGUGGAGAUGGUGAACAACAACACCAUAUAUGUGAAUGGAACUGAAGUACUCCAGAAAGCUGAGUUCAACUGGGACCCAGAGACAGUUGGACUUAUCCAUGGCUCUUUCUUCUGGGGCUACAUCGUCACUCAAAUUCCCGGUGGUUUCAUCUCAAACAAGCUUUCUGCUAACAGGGUGUUUGGCGCUGCCAUUUUCUUGACGUCAGUGCUGAAUAUGUUUAUCCCAUCUGCAGCGAGGGUUCACUAUGGCUGUGUCAUGUUUGUUCGCAUCCUGCAGGGCUUAGUUGAGGGUGUGACCUACCCAGCGUGCCAUGGGAUGUGGUCAAAAUGGGCUCCACCUCUUGAACGCAGUCGAUUGGCCACUACAUCCUUCUGUGGAUCCUAUGCAGGAGCCGUGAUCGCCAUGCCUUUGGCUGGUGUGUUGGUUCAGUACAUUGGGUGGCCGUCAGUCUUUUACAUCUAUGGUGUUUUUGGAAUCCUGUGGUAUGUCCUGUGGCUUUUGUUGGCCUAUGGAAGUCCUGCUGUGCAUCCAACAAUCACGGAUGAGGAAAGAACAUACAUUGAGUCCACCAUUGGCGAAACUAUUCACCACCAGAAUGUGACUCAGAAAUUCAAGACACCAUGGCGCCGUUUCUUCACUUCCAUGCCAGUCUACGCCAUCAUUGUGGCCAACUUUUGCCGCAGCUGGACCUUCUACCUGCUUCUCAUUAGCCAGCCGGCAUAUUUUGAAGAGGUCUUUGGCUUCCCAAUCAGCAAGGUAGGGAUCCUGUCUGCCGUGCCGCACAUGGUGAUGACUAUUGUUGUUCCAAUUGGAGGACAGCUGGCGGACUUCCUGCGUAGUAACAAAAUCAUGACCACUACGAAUGUGAGGAAACUCAUGAACUGCGGAGGCUUUGGCAUGGAGGCUACUCUGCUUCUGGUGGUCGGCUUUUCACACACCCGUGCUGUGGCCAUCUCUUUCUUGGUGCUAGCUGUAGGCUUCAGUGGAUUUGCCAUAUCAGGCUUUAAUGUCAAUCAUCUGGACAUUGCUCCUCGCUAUGCUAGCAUCCUGAUGGGCAUUUCCAAUGGUGUGGGAACGCUGUCUGGAAUGGUGUGUCCCGUGAUUGUUGGAGCCCUGACCAUUCAUAAGACCCGUCUUGAGUGGCAGAACGUCUUUGUUAUCGCAUCCAUGGUGCACUACACAGGGGUCAUUUUCUAUGCUAUCUUUGCCUCGGGAGAACAACAGGACUGGGCCAACCCUGAGAGCACGUGUGAAGAAAAAUGUGGCUUUGUCGAAGAGGACGAGCUAGCUGAAGAAUCUGAGCUCAACAGCGAGAGCAUGACAGCUCCCAAAAUGAGUUACGGAACGACCGAUAAUGCGUCAGGUCAGAGACACGGCUGGACAAAGAAGAGAGGGGUGACCAUGCAAGAGGACGAUGAACAUUACGCUAAUGGAGAACCUCAGAAUGGAUACCAGUGAGCGGUUCGGUGCACAUGAAGAAGUUCACACUUUGGUGACAAUCCAGUUUUACACCUGUGGAAACUAACCAUUAUGUACCUCAAUCAACUUUCAUCGACUUAAAUGAAAACACCGGUUUCAGAGUGAUGACUUGUCUUUGAAAGCAAAUUGUUACAGAAGAAGAAAAGCUUAAAAUGUUGUAUCUUGAUCAGUACUUUAGAACUCAUUUGUCUUGUCACAUGUCAAGUGUCACCUAUGCAACAUGCAGUCUGGAUUUGAUAGCAGACCAUAAAGAUAAGUGUGUUGCUUUUGCUUGAAUGCUAUUGAGGAAUGAAAACAUGAGCUAUCCCUGCACAAUGUACUAGUAAUCCAAUACAAGAGCUGUAUCAAACACUGACUUCACAAAGGUAAUAAUGCUCACUUUUUAUUAGA